Messenger RNA from Clunio marinus, 3368 nucleotides. The record is from the annotation of a GenBank genome assembly. Lineage: Eukaryota; Metazoa; Arthropoda; Insecta; Diptera; Chironomidae.
CAGGGUAUGCAAGACGAAGAUUCUUUGGAUGUUUUGUUUGAAUGUUUUUUAAUGUUUUCACCUUUUGGCAGAGUUCACAAACUUUUAGUCAGAAAAAGACAAGUAUUGAAAAAAUAGUGAAUUUAAGCAAACCCAACUAUUUUAUUGUGCCUUAAUGAAUUAAGUUUUUACAAAAACGACAAGACAAGUUGGAAGUUCGUAAAUAUAACACGUGGAAGUUUUUCCUUAAUCAGUUUUUGAAAAGCUGUCAUAUAAAAAUAUUGAAUGUGAAUAAUUGGAAUUGAAAAGCUUUCAUAAAGAGUGACAGAAAUUAUAAAAGUCACUUGCUUGCUUACUAAUUGAAUAAAUAAAAAGACAUUGAACUGACAAGAGAAAAAAAAAAGAAAAAGUGAAGUUGAUAAUUUUUAAAAUUAUAAAGUAGCGAAUUUGUUCGAAAAGUUAUGGCGGAAGCCCAUCAAGCUGUUGCGUUCUCCUUUUCCAUUACUCAUGAAGGAUGGAACGUAAAUUACGAUCGUGAAGUGUUGAAUCUUGUGUGGGAUUCUGGUGUACGAUCAUGGAAGAAAAGGAUUGCAAGAUUAAAGAGUGGAGUUCGAAAUGGAGUUUAUCCAGCACAUUUGGAGAGUUUAUGGGUGUUAAUGGGACUCGUCACAUUAUUUCAUUACAUAAAUAAACGAAUUCCAUAUGAUUUGGUCAAUACUUUCAUGGCUUUUAUGCCAAGCAACUCCCAUUUCUGGCAACUUCUGAUGUGUAAUCUUGUCGCAUUAAUUUAUUGGAUUACUGCCUGCUUGACAAUGCGCUAUACACUUAAACUUCUAUUGAUGUACAAAGGAUGGAUGUAUGAAUCACGUGGAUCUGGAAGUAGAGUCAGUCUUAGUACAAAACUGUGGGCAGUGCUGGUGAAAGUUUUCAAGAAAUGGAACAAUCCAGGCUUAUAUAGUUUUCAAAGUUCACUUCCGCGUUUGCCAUUGCCAAGUGUUAAAGACACAAUGUCAAGAUAUUUGAGAUCAGUUCGACCAUUACUUGAUGAUGAAACUUAUGAGAAAGUUAAAAGUGAAGCUGAUGAAUUUGAGAAAGGAAUUGGAAAGAAACUUCAAAGAUAUUUGUUGUUGAAGAGUUGGUGGUCAACAAAUUAUGUUUCUGAUUGGUGGGAAGAAUAUGUUUACCUUCGUGGAAGAAGUCCUUUAAUGGUCAACAGUAAUUUUUAUGGAAUUGACGCAAUCUUCGCUCAUCCAACAAAGAAUCAAGCAGCAAGAGCUGCAAGUGUUUGUCAUUUACUUUUACAAUUCCGUCGACAAGUUGAUAGACAAGAACUCGAACCAAUUAUGGUUCAAGGACUUGUUCCAUUAUGUUCAUGGCAAUAUGAGAGAAUUUUCAAUACCGUUCGUGUUCCUGGUGUAGAAGGUGACAAGAUUGUUCACUACAAGGAUUCAAAUCAUAUUGUGGUGAUACACAAAGGAUGCUACUACAAGAUGAUAAUUUAUCAUAAAGGAAGAUUGUUGAAACCUUGCGAACUUCAACAUCAAUUCGAACAUAUUCUCAGCAAUAAAGCGACACCACUGCAUGGCGAAGAGUUUCUUGCUGCACUUACUGCAUGGGAUCGAACAAAAUGGGCAAAUGCUCGUGAGAAAUAUUUCGCUAAAGGUAUCAAUAAAGUUUCACUUUUCCUGGUUGAAAGUGCAGCUUUUGUUAUUUCACUUGAUGAUGAGCCAUACGAGUUUGAUAUUGCACAACCGGAAAAAUUAGAUCAGUUCGGUCGUAAAAUGAUGCAUGGAAAAGGCACUGACAGGUGGUUUGAUAAGAGCUUCACAGUUUGUGUCGCGUCAAAUGGUCGUAUCGGAUUUAAUUCUGAACACACGUGGGCUGAUGCGCCAGUGAUGUCCCAUAUAUGGGAAGGUAUCAUCGUGGACGAGAAUGAACCGACGCGGGCUGAUGCGCCAAUUAUGGGUCAUUUGUGGGAGCAUUGCAUCUUCGAUGAUGUAAAUUAUGGAUAUGAUGAGAAUGGAAAAACGCAUGGAAAACCUGAAAUUCUUCCACCAACUCCAACACGCUUGCAAUGGGAUUUCCAUAGCGAACAGCUGUUGAAAACCAUCGAUGAAGCUUAUGACGAUGCUCAGAAAGUUUUAAAUGAUGUUGAUCUUCGCAUUUUUGUGCAUGAUGCAUACGGAAAAGGAUUCAUGAAAACUUGUCGCAUUUCACCAGAUGCUUACAUUCAGAUGGCGCUUCAACUCGCAUAUUAUCGAGAUUAUGGCAAAUUCUCUUUAACAUAUGAGGCUUCAAUGACAAGAUUAUUUAGAGAAGGCAGAACAGAAACAGUCCGACCAUGUACAAUUGAAUCAUCAGCAUGGGUGAGAGCGAUGGAAGAUAAAACAUCAAAUGCAACAGAGCGAGUUCGUUUAUUAAAUGAAGCAUGUAAAAGACAUCAAAUUGGAUAUCAAGAUGCAAUGUGUGGUCGUGGAAUCGAUCGUCACUUGUUCUGUCUUUAUGUUGUGUCGAAAUAUUUGGAAGUUGAUUCACCGUUUCUAAAGGAAAUACUCAGCGAGCCAUGGAGAUUGUCAACAAGUCAAACACCUCACGGGCAAACACCGAAGAUGGAUUUGAAAAAGAAUCCACAUUGUAUUAGUGCUGGUGGUGGAUUUGGGCCAGUAUCAGAAGAUGGUUAUGGAGUGUCGUAUAUCAUCGCUGGAGAAGAUUUACUUUUCUUCCACAUAUCUUCUCAAAAAAGCUGUAAAGUGACAGAUUCUGAGCGAUUCGCACAGCAGAUUGGCAAAGCACUUUCUGAUAUUAAAGUUCUCUUUGAACAGUAUAAAUUAGAACAGAAGAAGGAAGUUUAUCAAAACGGUUCAGCAGAUUAAGUGGGUUGAGGGUAAAAAGAAUUUUCUUUUAGUUGUUAAAGUUUUAUAAAUUAUUGUUGAGUGCACAGAUUUCAACAGACUGAGACAUCGUUAAUUCUUUCAGAAUAAGAUUAACAUCAUCUUUUCUUCAGUUGAUUCAUUUAGUUACCUGACAAUCAAUCACAAGUGUUACAAAGCUAAUUCCGCGUUAAAUAUACAAAGUUUGUAGUUCAAAAUAUUUUAGAAACAAAGUUUUUCCCUCAAGGACUCACAAUUUGUCGAUAACAGUUCAUGUGUUGUGCAGAUCGAAGACAUUUUGUGUCUACAUAUUUUAUAAAAGUAACAAAAUGAAAGAAAGUUUCAGUAAGAGAAUUUCUAGAUAAUAAUAGUAAGGGAAAUGUUUCUUUAGUUGUCUGAAAAAAUAAGAAACGAUUGUUGUUGUAGUAAAUUAAAUUUGUGAAUGCAAACCGAACGCUAAACGCAAUUAUCAAUGCAAAAUAAAUGAAAAUAUUGAAAGUAUGAUAUGAUAAAAAAUGC